AUGACCAUGGUUCGAUACGGAAAUACAAUCCACACCGGCCUUUUAGGUCGCGGUGCGUUCUUUGCAAGAAGUUCUGCCAUUACCGGACGACGAUCGUUUUGGGUGAUUUGUGUGAUAGUUCUACCGAUCGUGGCGAGUGCACGUGUUGCUACCAGCGGGUACGAGAGCGUGUUUGCGAUCGACGAAGAGGACGGAACGUUGGAGACGUCUGAACUGAUUCACAAAUAUGGAUACCCGAACGAACGGCACGAAGUCAUCACCGACGACGGAUACGUGCUGGCACUAACGAGAAUUCCUCCCAGGGACAAAUCAACCAAUCAUUCGCUUCCGAAGCUGCUGGUGCACGGCUUGUUCGCCACUUCCGCUGAUUUUCUUAUCAUCGGCCCCAACAAUAGUCUUGCGUAUCUGUUGGCCGAUCAGGGUCACGAUGUGUGGUUGGCGGAUCUGCGCGGCAAUCGAUACUCGCGCCGGCACACCAAACUGUCCUCUGACUCACGAGCGUACUGGGACUUCUCCCUGCACGAGAUGGGCUACUACGAUCUACCGGCCAUGAUCGAUCACAUCCUGCACGAGACCGGUACAAGGCGCCUCCAUUACAUCGGCUUUUCACAGGGAGCGGCCCUAUUCUUCGUGAUGGCCUCCAGCCGGCCAGAGUACAACGAAAAAAUCGCUCGCAUGUACGCUCUGUCACCGGCUGUUUAUGUGGAGCAUAUCCGAAGUCCCAUCUUUCGAUGGUUGAUCGAAAACAGUCCCGCCGUCAAGUGUUUCCUGGACACAAUGGGACUGUGGCAGGUGCUUCCCUACAACAAGGCACAAUACGCACUGCAGAAAGCAUUCUGUCCGGUACGCAUAGCGCGGAAUGUUUGUGUCCAACUGAUCGAACAACUAGUUGGCCCCAAUCCCAAUGGAACGGAUCGGUUAGCGCUGCACGUGAUUUCCGGCCACAAUCCUUCGGGAGCAUCGAGCAAACAAUUGCUACACUUCGUUCAACUGAGCCGUGCAGGUCGCUUUCAGCAGUUGGACUACGGCGGAAAGGAACAGAAUCUCGUCGCCUAUGGACGUGAAGAUCCGCCGAGCUACAAUUUGUCUGCCGUCACAGCACCGGUGAUGAUGUUUUACGGACUAAACGAUUGGAUGGUAGAUCAGGCUAAUGUUGUGCGACUAGCAGGCGAACUGCCCAAUCUGGUGUCCAUUACCGAGGUAGAAGAUAAGAACUUUAAUCAUCUGGAUUUUGUGACGGCAAAACGGGUGCGUGCGCUUGUGUAUGAUAAGCUACUGCACGAACUGUACGAGCGGAGCCACGAAGUUAAUCGAGUGUGA
Molecule: messenger RNA, 1320 nt
Organism: Anopheles moucheti
Lineage: Eukaryota; Metazoa; Arthropoda; Insecta; Diptera; Culicidae
Product: lipase 3-like
Exons: 3
Coding region: 1-1320 (439 amino acids)
Molecular function (GO): hydrolase activity, acting on ester bonds
Source: RefSeq, a predicted model, not a curated record